This is a messenger RNA of Acanthosepion pharaonis, 951 nucleotides long. Lineage: Eukaryota; Metazoa; Mollusca; Cephalopoda; Sepiida; Sepiidae. The record is from the annotation of a GenBank genome assembly.
AUGAUUAGAUUUUUUUUCUCUCUUUCUCCCUUCACUUUUCUUUCUCUAUCUAAACCAGUUCAGAGCUAUCUAAAACUGCUCAUAUCUAUCUAUCUAUCUAUCUAUCUAUCUAUCUAUCUAUCUAUCUAUCUAUCUAUCUAUCUAUCUAUCUUACUAAUUUCCACUGUUCUUGGACAAACUGAGAUCUAUCUAUCUAUCUAUCUAUCUAUCUAUCUAUCUAUCUAUCUAUCUAUCUAUCUAUCUAUCUAUCUAUCUAUCUAUCUAAUGACGUUUUAUCCAAUCAGAGCGAUUACAAAAAUCAGUGCGACAUUUUAUCAAGAAAUACUCUGUUAUUUAACAUUGAACACUGUUUAUUCUUACGGUAUCUAUCUAUCUAUCUAUCUAUCUAUCUAUCUAUGCGAACGCUCGCUCCCUCUUUCUACUGUUUUCUAUUCUUCGUUCCUCGCCAACACCUUACUUAUUCAAAUAACCUCUUUCUCCUCCUUUCUAUUCUUCUUUUCUCGCCAACAUCUUCCUCUCCCUAAUCAGCCUCUUUCUCCUUUUUUCUAUUCUUUCAUCCUUGCCAAAACCUUACUUUCACCAAAUAGCCUUUCCCUUUUUUUUCUAUUUUUUCUUCUCAUUCUCUUCAUAAUCAUGCCGAUAUUUAUUCUUGCUUACAAAAAAACCCUUCUAUCUAUCUAUCUAUCUAUCUAUCUAUCUAUCUAUCUAUCUAUCUAUCUAUCUAUCUAUAACUUGAGAUCUCAUUCGCGUCUCGACUAUUAUGCACCUGUUGCAGGCGCUGGCUCUUUAUCUGCCUGUCACCUUUGCCAUGAUUUCGCGUGGCUACUUGUUCGAAUCUUCGUUGCUGCUUCUGUACUUGAGGCAUCGUAUCUACGACACGAUUCUUUUUUUUUCUGCGACAGCCAUUGCGCAUGCGCCAAUGUAAACGUGGUAUUAUGUAUUCAAGAAUAA